Messenger RNA from Lipotes vexillifer (Yangtze River dolphin), 1650 nucleotides. NCBI's taxonomy places the organism in Eukaryota, Metazoa, Chordata, Mammalia, Artiodactyla, Lipotidae. The record is from RefSeq and is a predicted model, not a curated record.
AUGGGCAUCGCCGAGAGCCGCGAGGGCCGAAGGGCGUCCCUCGGGAUGGACCAGGAGGAGCGGGUCCGGGUGCUGCAGGGCAUCCGGCUGUCUGAAAAUGUGGUCAACCGCAUGAAAGAUCCCGGCCAGCCUUCCAGAGUGGGGCCGCUGACCCCUGCAGCUGCUGCCCUUGUCUCCUCUGAAGGCCGGGAGAAAGAGUCUAAAUCACCCAGGCCGGAGAGUGGCGGUGGCCGGCGGCCCUCGGGGGCGGAGGUGGAUGUCCUCGAGAGGUGUGACAGGGGGCAGGCUGUGGUCCAGGACAAGCUGCUCCAGGUGGCGACGAGGGAUACAGAGGUGGCUGCCAAGCCCCGGAGCGCGUCCCUGCGGCAGGGGGAGGGCGGCAUGGACCCGGAGACACAUUGGUCCGCCCAGCUGGCCGGGGAGCUGGAGAGCCGAGAGGCAGAGCUGAGACGCCGUGACGCCUUAUACAAGGAGCAGCUUGGGCGCCUGGAGAGGCAGAAUGUCGAGACGUACAGACUGUCUUCACAGCAGUUCCACAAGGCAGCCUCGAAGAUGGAGGGUGCGAUCCAGCCCCGCAGGGUGGAGCCCGUGUGCUCGGGGCUGCAGGCCCAGAUCCUGCGCUGCUACCGUGAGCACCUGCAGGAGGUGCUGCUGUGUGCGGACCUGGCCAAGGCCUACCAGCACUGCGUCGGCUCAGCACAUAAGACAAAUAAAGCAGGCGUCCUUGUCUUCAGUCGUGUCUGGGCUGCCAGGCGGGCCCGCUGCCGCCUCCGUGCCCGGAGCGCGGCCCCAGUUCUCUGGAGCCCAAGCCCUCUGGAGCCGAGAGCCGGCAGUCCUGAUGCCGGCUUUGCAGCCCCGGCGCAUCCCCCAGUUCUCACGUGUGGAGCUGGAGGUCUGCGGGGCUUGUCGGUGUCCAGGGGGCUGGGCAAGCUGCCCCCGCAGCCGUGUCAGCCCAGCUGCAUGUUGGCCAAGGAGAUGCCCACCCAGAGCCUUCAGAGGCACUUCUCCCGGGGUCGUGUGACAGGCGGCCCAUGGUCAGUGCUCAGCAAGUGUGAGAGCCGGGGGCCCGCCACCCAGAACCCUCAGGCCACCUGCCGGCGUCCGGCCUUUGACCCGACUCCGCUCCCUCUGGGAAGUCGCUGUGUUCAGGAGCCACCUGGCCAGAGUCACACUCGAGGGCCAGAGCUGCAUCCAGCGACUGCCUGGGGGGGCGGCGCAAAGGCCGGGCUGCCGCGCCACGUCCCAGAGCAGCCCAGCUGUGCCUCCGCCCUCUGCUCCCUCCCCUUAUGGGCAGGUGCCGACCCCAAGGUCAGUCCCUCAUGGAAGUCCUGCAGGCUCCUCUCUGCCCGGGAGGCCCAAGGAGCUGACCCUGCCGUCCUCACCAUGUCCUGGGUGCUGGGAAGCAACGUCGACACCUGGUCGCUGCACCAGGCCUUGGUGCAGCAGGAGAGCCGAACUCGGACGUCAGUUGGCGAGGCCCUCGGGAGAGGCCCGGGCAGUGGCCGGAGGGGGCUCCCCUGGGGAGCUGGGCCCCACUGGGUUUAUCGUAGUGUCAGUGACAUCGGCAACACGCUGGAAAUAACCAGGUGCCUAGCAGCAGAGGACGUGUUAAAUGAAACAUGCUCCGCCCACCAGCUCUGUGGCCACUGA